GCUCUCUUAAGGUUAUUUUAUUUUUGAAUUGCAGUUGUCUUUCCGUUUCAACGCUAGUAAUAGAGACAUUUCAAAUAUCCAUGAUGAGUCAGCAGCAGCAGCAGCCAGUUUGACAGGGUUCACAAAAGAGGAAAUCAAUUUUUCAAAGAUGGGAAUGAUAGCUCUGAAUAUUCUUGCUGAUGUUUUAUAUGAUCUAUUGAAACCAGAUAAACCAUAUCUUCGUUCAAGGUGUGAUUGUGAUAUAACAUAUUUGUACAGUGAGCACAGGAUUCUUAAUAAACACAUUCCUAGUAAUUCAUGGGGCGGUCCAUGGCAAAGAAUUCAGACUACAGACAUAGCUAUUGGAGAUGAUAUUGAGCGCAUAAGACUGACUAGAAACGAAUUACAACAUUCUAGAAUAUUUCAUCUUGAUGAUAAACGUUUUUAUGAAUUACGUAAUAUACUAAGUGACCUUUUAAAUCGGUUUGACCAACAUAACAAACCAACUAGGCUAUAUACAGAUCAUCUAAAUGAGAUUUUGGCUAAAACUAUUUCUGCAGAGGAAGUGAAAUCUAUUAAAAAUGAAAUAUUAGGAAUGGCUAUUGAAGUUGAAAUAGAAAACCAAAUCAAUGUUUCAACACAAUAGAAUAACAAGCUCAUCGUCACAUUUUGUAUAAACAGUUAUAUAUGUAUUUUACGAGCAAUACGUACACCACUAUAGCAAUAGAUUUACAGAAGACCGAUCAUUUAUGAUAAUAAUCGAUCAUCCUUAUUAAAAGAUGGUAUGCUGCUGAUAAAAAUAGAGUCACACAAAAAAAUGGCCAAGAUAAAAAUUAAAAAAAAGAGUGGACCAAAGAUGAAUGAUUUGACUAGAAUUCAAAAAUGAACCAAUAAUGAACUGUUUCAGUGUUAUUUUUAAACUGUAAAUACAUGCAGUAAAUACUGUGUCAACAUACUAUAAUAUGUAUACAUGUAUA
Molecule: messenger RNA, 956 nt
Organism: Mytilus trossulus (common blue mussel)
Lineage: Eukaryota; Metazoa; Mollusca; Bivalvia; Mytilida; Mytilidae
Exons: 3
Coding region: 149-625 (158 amino acids)
Source: RefSeq, a predicted model, not a curated record